Xylona heveae TC161 is the source of this 1349-nucleotide messenger RNA. RefSeq names its product 2,3-diketo-5-methylthio-1-phosphopentane phosphatase. The coding region runs from base 158 to 1156 and encodes 332 amino acids. NCBI's taxonomy places the organism in Eukaryota, Fungi, Ascomycota, Xylonomycetes, Xylonales, Xylonaceae. The transcript has 4 exons. The record is from RefSeq and is a predicted model, not a curated record. Gene Ontology annotation, molecular function: phosphatase activity.
CAUAUUCUUUUGAGUUUGUCUACCAAUUUCAACAAUAUCUCUUUGCUUUCCACUAUUUAUUACUGACCUUUUCCGGAUAUUCCGGGAUUUGACCACGUGCUCUGACCCUCUUUGUACACUUAAUUUAUUUACUCUGAUCUAAUAUCGUGACCCUAUCAUGGCUGUCUCUACUGCCAAGGCCCCUUCGAUCCCUAACGGGGUCAUUGGUGCCAACCCUGAAAACCUGAAGGCGCCUAAAGUCAGUUAUGGCGUCCCCACAGAAAAUAUUGGCACCAAGAGAAAGAUUAUUUGCUUUUCUGAUUUCGAUGGCACCAUUUUCAUGCAGGAUACUGGCCACGUCCUUUUCGACGCACAUGGUUGUGGCGCUGAACGCCGUGAACUUCUCGAACAACAAAUCAAGUCUGGCGAACGAUCAUUCAAGGAUGUCUCCGAGGAAAUGUGGGGAUCACUCAAGGUCCCAUUUGACGACGGCUUUGAUGUCAUGAAGCAAACGCUUGAAAUCGACCGUGACUUCAAACAAUUCCACGAGUUUUGCAUCAACAACGAUAUCCCCUUCAAUGUUAUCUCGGCCGGUCUCAAGCCUGUUUUGAGGAGGGUCCUCGAUCAAUUUCUUGGGGAGACUCUGUCGUCCCAAAUUGACAUUGUUGCCAAUGAUGCGCAAAUCAGUGAAGACGGCAGCGAGUGGAAACCCAUCUGGCGCCACGAGUCGGAGCUAGGGCAUGAUAAGGCCCUUUCCAUUGCAGAAUACCGUGAUGCUGCCUCGCUUGAAAGUGAAGAUGGCACCAUUCCCAUGAUUGUCUUUAUCGGCGACGGUCUUUCUGACUUGCCGGCGGCUCGGCAUGCUGAUGUGCUCUUCGCUCGUAAAGGUCUUCGUCUGGAAGAGUACUGCAUCGAGCAUAAAAUUGCGUAUAUUCCGUUUGAAACUUUUGCCGACAUUCAGCGAGAGAUUACCAAGAUUAUGAAAAAGGACGAAGAAAAGACCCACGGCAAGGGCAUGCCUACCAAUUACAACCCCAGAGCCAACCUCUGGAGAAGAAUCUCGAGCAAGAACCAGAUUCCCAAGUAUAUCGCCCAAACCCCAAAGGAGGAUCGUAUGUUCCUCUGGCCCGAGACUUUCUCGGAGCUCAAGCAAAUGGAAGCUCUUCAUGCGCAGUAGGACGCCCCAACUAUGGAAGGUAUUUCCCUCUAUACUUGCCCUUAAUUAGCUCUUUUAUCCUCUUUUAUGGGCCAUUGUUGGGCCCUGUCAUGACCAUAUUCUUUCACGUCAUGGUUUUGUUCACUGGAAAAGCAUCAUAUCCGUCUGCAGGUUUACGCUUUUGCAUGGAGACUUCACACGAGGCUUUAUAAUU